AUAGAGUCUCUACAUCAGACGUCCGAUUACAACACACAAGUGAACCUCUCCAAAAAUGCGAAAUUGGAUUUGAUUUGGUGGAUAACCAAUCUACCAUCGCUGAGGGGAAGUCCCAUUCUGCCUCUAACUGCCGAUCUAACAAUCUCAUCAGAUGCUUCCAAAAUAGGCUGGGGAGCAUCCUGGGGGAAAUUUCGGACCGGAGGACGGUGGAAUACCCACGAUUCCCAGGAUCACAUAAACAUCCUGGAAAUCAAGGUAGCCUUCUUUGCCCUGAAGUCGUUCGCGAAGGAUCAGAUCAACAAGGUGAUUGGUCUGAAGAUAGACAAUUCGACUGCAGUAGCAUAUCUGAACAACAAAGGAGGGACCCACUUCCAUCAGUUACUGCAGCUAACAUUGGAGAUAUGGAAUUAGUGCGAGACAAAACGCCUUUUUUAGCUCAACAUGUUCCGGGAAAGAACAAUGUUGUUGCGGACGAAGAAUCGCGCAAAAUGAGGGACCACAACGACUGGAAAAUCGAUUCGACAGUCAUCAGGCAAUUCAUCAAGAAGUGCCAGAUAGACCUCUUUGCUUCCCGCCUGACUCGUCAGCUGAACCGUUACGUCAGCUGGCGACCAGAUCCGGGUGCGAUCCAUGUGGAUGCGUUCACCAUGAACUGGACGAACUUAAAUGC
Molecule: messenger RNA, 670 nt
Organism: Paramuricea clavata
Lineage: Eukaryota; Metazoa; Cnidaria; Anthozoa; Malacalcyonacea; Plexauridae
Source: the annotation of a GenBank genome assembly